Molecule: messenger RNA, 1482 nt
Organism: Acanthosepion pharaonis
Lineage: Eukaryota; Metazoa; Mollusca; Cephalopoda; Sepiida; Sepiidae
Source: the annotation of a GenBank genome assembly
AUGCCUAUCUAUCUAUCUAUCUAUCUAUCUAUCUAUCUAUCUAUCUAUCUAUCUAUCUCACUGUAUUCUUUAUCUAUCUAUCUCACUGUAUUCUUUAUCUAUCUAUCUAUCUAUCUAUCUAUCUAUCUCAAUCUGCUCAUCUAUCUAUUUAUCUAUCUCAGCCUGUUCAUGUAUCUAUCUAUCUCAAUCUCUUUGUCUAUCUCUCUGAAAACUAUUCAUAUAUCUAUCUCACUUAUUCAUAUCUAUCUAUCUAUCUAUCUCACUGUAUUCUUUAUCUAUCUAUCUCACUGUAUUCUUUAUCUAUCUAUCUAUCUAUCUAUCUAUCUAUCUAUCUAUCUAUCUAUCUAUCAAUCAAUCUCACUGUAUUCUUUAUCUAUCUAUCUCACUGUAUUCUUUAUCUAUCUAUCUCACUGUAUUCUUUAUCUAUCUAUCUAUCUAUCUAUCUAUCUCACUGUAUUCUUUAUCUAUCUAUCUAUCUAUCUAUCUAUCUAUCUAUCAAUCUCACUGUAUUCUUUAUCUAUCUAUCUAUCUAUCUAUCUAUCUAUCUCACUGUAUUCUUUAUCUAUCUAUCUCACUGUAUUCUUUAUCUAUCUAUCUAUCUAUCUAUCUAUCUAUCUCAAUCUGCUCAUCUAUCUAUUUAUCUAUCUCAGCCUGUUCAUGUAUCUAUCUAUCUCAAUCUCUUUGUCUAUCUCUCUGAAAACUAUUCAUAUAUCUAUCUCACCUAUUCAUAUCUAUCUAUCUAUCUAUCUCUCUUUCUCUCUCUCUCUCUCUCUCUCUCUCUCUCUAUAUAUAUAUAUAUAUAUAUAUCUGUUCAUAUCUAUUCAUCAGUCUGUUCAUAUCUAUCUAUCUAUCUAUCUAUCUAUCUAUCUAUCUAUCUAUCUAUCUAUCGGUCUUCUAUUCACAUCUAUCUAUCUAUCUAUCUAUCUAUCUAUCUAUCUAUCUAUCUAUCUAUCUCAGUCUAUUCAUAUUUCUUUCUAUCUAUCUCAUAUCAUAUAUCUCUCUAUCUAUCUUAAUCUGUUCAUAUAUCUAUCUACUCAUCUAACUCAGUCUGUUCAUAUAGAUAUUUAUCUAUCUCAGUCUGUUCACAUAUCUAUCUAUCUAUCUAUCUAUCUCAAUCUAUUCAUAUAUCUAUCUAUCUAUCUAUUUAAUUCUGUUCAUCUAUCUAUCUAUCUAUCUAUCUAUCUUCUGAACUGGUUUUAUAAUCACUUUUAUUUUAUUUUAUUUUAUUUUGUCUAUCUAUCUAUCUAUCUAUCUAUCUAUCUAUCUGAGUUUGUUCAUAUCUAUCUCAGCGGUGGUUUUAUGAUGUGCAACGCUCAGAAUGAAACGAGCAACGUAAGAAACCAACCUGUCAGAAGGAAAGAAAAUAAACAGCGACCACCCAUUAUUUGUUCUGCCGAUCGGAAGACCACAGCGUUCCUCCCCUCCCCUCGUCUUCCCCCUCCACUAAUUCUUUCUCGGUCAGUGAAUUUGACGAGACUCUAG